Messenger RNA from Lacerta agilis (Sand lizard), 3137 nucleotides. It is a transcript of the gene CAMKK2, whose product is annotated as calcium/calmodulin dependent protein kinase kinase 2. Gene Ontology annotation, biological process: protein phosphorylation; activation of protein kinase activity; CAMKK-AMPK signaling cascade. The transcript has 18 exons. The record is from RefSeq and is a predicted model, not a curated record. Gene Ontology annotation, molecular function: ATP binding; protein kinase activity. NCBI's taxonomy places the organism in Eukaryota, Metazoa, Chordata, Lepidosauria, Squamata, Lacertidae. The coding region runs from base 204 to 2054 and encodes 616 amino acids.
AUUGCAAGCUUUACCAGACAGUUGAUAUAAAGCAGUCCUGGACGAUGUUUUGUUUUUAUUCGUGCAUUAUUGAAAACUCUUGGAUGGCAAAGUCCUUCAGAUGCGACCUGGGAGCUGGAGAAGAGCCUAGGAGCAGCUUUUAGCACAUGCAAAGCGCACAAUGGAUGUAGCCGCCCCACUGGGAUGAAGCUGGCCAGCGCACCAUGCCAACAUGCAUCUCCAGCAGGCCUGCCACCGCCGAGGGGCUUGUUUCCCACAAUGAGCUUGGCAAGCAGCAGGAGGCUUCUGGCUUUCCGCAUUGCUUGCAAGCCCUGAAGUCGACCCAUUUGGGCGAGAUGGAUUCCUUCGUGGUGGUGACAGAGUAUGACCCUGCUUCCAGGCCUUCGCAGGGCGGGCGGGACGAGCAGGAGGAUGAGGAGCCCAUGGAGCCCUGCGAGGAGCAGCUGGUGGCGCCAGACCCAAGAGGAUUGGAAGAGGAGGCUUUUCCUGGGGGUGCUCUGGGGGGCCCCUUGCAAGAGACAAGGGAACCUCGAAUCAAACUGAACCUUUCAAGUCGCAAACUCUCUCUCCAGGAAAGGUCGCAGUCCGUCCAGUCUCCCGGCAAUGGCGAGGCCGUUAAUGGACGCUACAUUUAUCCUUCUCUUCCUUAUUCCCCGGUCACGUCUCCGCAUUCCUCGCCUCGUCUGCCCCGGAGGCCGACGAUAGAAUCCCACCGAGUUUCUAUCACAGGAUUGCAAGACUGUGUGCAGCUAAAUCAAUAUACGUUGAAAGAUGAAAUUGGAAAGGGCUCCUACGGGGUUGUGAAGCUGGCAUACAAUGAAAAUGACAACACCUACUAUGCAAUGAAAGUGCUUUCCAAGAAGAAGCUGAUGAGGCAGGCGGGAUUUCCACGCCGUCCUCCUCCUCGUGGUGCCAAGCCCCCUCUGGAAGGCUUCUGCCAACCCAAAGGACCCAUUGAGCAGGUCUACCAAGAAAUCGCCAUCUUGAAAAAACUCGACCACCCAAACGUAGUGAAGUUAGUGGAGGUGCUAGAUGACCCCAGUGAAGACCACCUGUACAUGGUGUUUGAACUUGUGAAGAAAGGGCCUGUGAUGGAAGUCCCAAACCUGAAACCUCUGACUGAAGACCAGGCACGCUUCUAUUUCCAAGACCUGAUCAAAGGCAUUGAAUAUCUGCACUACCAAAAGAUAAUCCACCGGGAUAUUAAGCCUUCCAAUCUUUUAGUUGGGGAAGAUGGUCACAUCAAAAUAGCCGAUUUUGGCGUGAGCAAUGAAUUCAAAGGGACAGAUGCCCUGUUAACCAACACCGUGGGGACCCCAGCGUUCAUGGCACCCGAGACCCUCUCUGAGACCAGAAAAAUAUUUUCUGGAAAGGCUUUAGAUGUUUGGGCUAUGGGGAUCACUCUCUACUGCUUCGUCUUUGGGCAGUGCCCUUUUAUGGAUGAGAGGAUUUUGAGUUUGCACAGCAAAAUCAAGAGCCAGAUGCUGGAAUUUCCUGACCAGCCAGACAUUUCUGAUGAACUGAAGGAUCUGAUCAUGCAGAUGCUGGACAAGAAUCCCGAAUCCAGGAUCACAGUCCCAGAAAUUAAGAGCCUGUUCCAGUUGACAACCCUGCCGCUAUGCUAUGGACCAGUUCCAGUUGCCAAAUGCGCUUCAGAGGCCCUGACAGCCUAUUACAAGAAAUUCAAUCUAGAAGCUACCAUGGUGCACCCCUGGGUCACCAAGAACGGGGUGGAACCGUUACCGACAGAGGACGAGAACUGCACGCUCAUAGAAGUGACCGAAGAAGAGGUUGAGAAUUCGGUUAAGCACAUCCCAAGCUUGGCCACUGUGAUCCUGGUGAAAUCAAUGAUCAGGAAAAGAUCUUUUGGGAACCCGUUUGAGGGGAGUAGAAGAGAAGAACGAUCCCUUUCUGCCCCAGGGAAUCUGUUGACAAAAAACAAAUCGGGAACUGUGAAAUAUUUCAUCAGUCAAAGCAGGAAGCAAAGCAGCGAAGACAACCUUAAGAGCAUCAGUGACCUGCCAAACGUGGGCGAGAAUGAACUGCUUUCCUGAAAGCUGCCAUUCUGGUUGGUGCGCACCCUCUGGUCCCACCCCAACUCCCCACCCCUGACUCCGUCACAAAGCAUGUGUCCAUGGAGGGAGAAGCCCGUGGAGCCCAGGGCGAUCCAACCAGCAUUCUGUGAGGCUGGUAACCAUAUAGAUGCUGAAUGUAGAGCUUUUUGUGGCAGCAUGCUGUACAAAACAGAAUUCGUUCAGCCGCCGUAAAUAAGGACCAUCACAGGAUCAUGUCUGAUAUCAAAAUACGAGGACCUUAAGCUGGCCUGCUGCUGGACUUCAUCUGGAUGGAGCGAUGGGAGAGCUCAUCAUACUGAUUUUGCAAAAAUCAACCAAACUAUCAACCACAUUUAGGGUGGGGAGAAACUCCCAGGUCAAAUAUUUCAUGAAGAAAAUGGUCCUUAUUUUAAAAGUGUGUUGAAAGUGGGCAGCUAAGUGUGAUACUUUCGAUCAAGCGGAGAUUGUGUUUGCAUCCUUCCAGUAACAUACAUAUUUCUCUUUUUUGCUUUGGUGUUUACUAUACAUACAUUUUUUUGUAUUGAUAUUUUUUACUGCAUGGAAACCAAACAGAAAUGCCACAUCGGGGUUUUCGGUGAUGCUUGGGCUUUUGUGAUUAGAGAUUAUUCACAGCUACAUUUGAGAGUGGUUUGCCUUGAUUUCAUUUGACCAUCCUCAAGACCAUAGCAGUGGUGCGGUUUGUGGGAUUUUGAGUGCUCCAGACAUACAAGGUGGGAAAAGCCCCUUUCUUUUCUUUUUGAAGGGCUGUAUGUGCCAGAAGAACACACAGAGUGCUCGACUUCAGUACAAUCAUGCUCAAGCACAAAUUUGAAAACAUGCACUGUUGGGUGAAAACGAUGUUGUAUCUAGCUGAUGAAGUGAUAACAAGAAUUUCCUGCUAGCAGUUUUACUUGAUCUCUGUUAUCUGUAUGAGCAUGUACAAAAAAUAAUAAUCAGGAUUUUUAAAAUAAUUAUUAUAACCCAACACUUCCUGUUAUGUAACAUGGUUUAAUACAUUUUAACAGAAUAACAGAUAACUUCUGCAGUUUUUGAAUACAGUCCAAUGAAUUUUACUGAAAUAUA